Molecule: messenger RNA, 2772 nt
Organism: Trypanosoma cruzi
Lineage: Eukaryota; Euglenozoa; Kinetoplastea; Trypanosomatida; Trypanosomatidae
Product: neurobeachin/beige protein, putative
Exons: 1
Source: RefSeq, a predicted model, not a curated record
AUGUUCAAAUUCUUUUCGGUCAUUAGAAAGUUGAGUGGCGGCUCUGCAAAUGUCAAUGCGGGAUUACGCGGGCAGGAGGAGGAAGAAGAGGAAGAGUUAUUGGCGGAAUUUACGAAAUUUCUCACUUUGCCUUCAUGUGAAGGGAUUCGCGUGGAAUUGGAAAAGCUUGAGAGUCAAUGCGAGGUGUCAAACCACGUGCAUCAUCCCCAUUCCCCAGACUCCGGCCUUGAAAGGUCUGUGUUGCAUCUUCUUCGGACGGAGUCUUUUCAACCAGCUUUACCAUCACGGCUGGUGGCACUACUGCUGCGACGUCUGGAGUCUUGUUUCACAGGCUCCGAUGAGACAGAAAUUACUGGCUUUUUGCAGGACUCUCUACCCACCCUGCAUGCAUUACUUAUGACAGAUGCGUCAAGGUUUGGGACAACGAUGUUGGCGCUGGGAAUUGAUAAUCACUUGUUGCUGGUGCUUCAGUUUGUUCGCGCGAAGUUGAUCAAUAGAACUCUCUCUGGGACGAAGGCGCCGAUGAAUAUUACAGCCACUCAAACAAAGGAACAGGAAGAAAAUUCUUUUGAGACUGAGACAAAUUUCUCGUUAAAUACCACGUCGCAACCCUCUCUUGCACGGCGAUGCGUGCUGGUACGUAUUCUUUGUGAAACAUUGCGACUGUUAUUGGCCAUCCAUGUGAGCCCUACGGCCACUGCGGUCAGUGUCACGGGGAUCUCGCACAUUCUGUUAGAGAAGGGAGUGACCCGUUAUCGAACAGACAGCAACUUCUUGACCUCAUCGGCAGCGCCACGGUUGAUUUCUCCCUCCACCACGGGGGUGACAUUUGGGGGCUGGGGUUCUGGAGAUUCUCUUGCAACAAUUGAUGGCAUGUUAACAGAGUGUGGACAUCUUUUCUUGUACUUCUCAAAGGGUGCAUUGGACUUACACGUACCGGCGGAUGAGGAAGACGAAGAAGAGGAGGAAGAGGGAGAACUGGUUGCGGAGGCUAUCUGCUCUCUGGUUCUUCUCAUAUCCAAUUUAUAUCAGGAGCCCAGUGAAUUGAUCAUUCACAUCACACUCUCCGGUAUUGGCGUUCAGCUUGCCCGAUUUCUUGUAGCAGAGGAGCCGGGAAAGUCGCUUUUGUUGCUGCGAGAACUAUCUUUUGGUCUGUUGCUUGUCUCGAAAUUUAUGCGGGAGUCUCCUCUGGUGACUGUUCAGGCGAUGAGUUCGGUGUAUUUUUUCGACAAUUUGGUCGGCACGUUACAGAUAUUGGGGCAACAGUACGAGUGUGCACGCAUGGACGAAAGCUACGCGAGUGCACGAGAGGAUGCUCUCAAGGAACUGCUCUCCGUCGCGAAUCUGGAGGCAUUUCGCGUGCGGAAGCUUUCUGAAAAGGUCAUUCACCUAUCCCGCCCACGCUUUGACAGGCUUGCGGAGGAUAAUACCGUGGACGAGUUUUUGCAUUGCUAUAUUGGCUUGCUAGAGACACAGCGCUUUGUGAAGUCGAAGAUGGAAGUGCGACGGGAUCCGGCAAUUCUUCGGGUUUUUGCGGAAAUUGAGCUGACACUUAUAAAGGCGUUUCUGGAUAGCCCCACUUCUCUCUCCCCUGCAUCCUGCAUGUACGAGACACUGAUGAAGUACACCAUUGCCUCCCUCCCCUUGCACGAAAUGGGAAAGCCAGAGAAGCGGCAUGUUACUCUCAUAAGACCUUUGAUUAACGCUGGAUUGUACCGCAUUUUGUUUUAUGAGCCAACCUUCAAGUCAUUUCGACAUGAUCCACGCCUGUGCUACGCGGCAGUUUAUCUGUUACACUACAUGCUUAUAUACCCCUUGCUUUCAUUGGAGGACCACGUGGAGGACGAGGUGGGUAUCAUUCUGGAUGCAUUUCUUAGCAAUGAGGCGGAGGAACAUUCCCAUGAGUUGCCGGAAAAAUCCGCAGUCAUGUGCGCGAUUUUGCUCUCCGCCGUCUGCGGUCCCAAUGCGACACAUGUUUUGAACUCCCUCAUGCAGCGAAACGGGAUAGCGAUGUUUGCCGCGAUUAUUACUAGGUCUAGUAUCUCAGAUAGCCGUAAACAAGAAAAAGAGGGUGGUGGCAGUAGUGGCGGCGUUAUUGUUGGUGAAUGGGUGACAUAUCUUCUUACGCAGCUAUUACGUCAGCCCGAGGUGCAGCGGAGUGUGCUCGUAGAUCAAGCCGACGUUGCAUUCUCGCUUCUUAGCGUAAGAGGAAUCCGAAAAAAUGUGGAGCAGAUGGUGGUGUCACUUCUUUCCCAUCGCUGCGUUGAGGCCGAGUAUUCACAGAGGAUGACGCCGCUGGUAAAAUGCACCUGGGAGUUUGUUAGUCAAUGUAUGAAAAUACAGCAAGGGGAACCCCUUAUCGCCACACUCAUUGAAGCAGAUGAUGAGGAUUCACUUUUGCUUUCCAUAUUAUACUGUAUUCGUGCGUCCAUUCGUGCUCUCGCUGCAGACCUGCCAUGUUGGGGCUCGGUGCGGCAACUACAAAGUGUCCUGUGUGGUAGUGUCACUGACGCCCCAGACCCGUUUCUUUGUCUUCUGCAUCGAGUAGUCCUGCCGUGGCAUGGGGUGCGAGCAUCACACGGUCUGUCGUCUAUUCUGCACACAAUUACCAUGCUUGUGCAAGGAAAUCCAGCGUUGCGCGUCCGUCUCUUUCAGACCAUGGACGCAGAACAGCUGGUGACGUGUUUUCAGAGCGCAUGGUUUUCUUCACGUGGGGGGUCGUGGCUGCAGUUUGUUCACAGCAUUCUUGCGCUUGUCUACGAGGAGGAAGGU